ACCAUUUCACGAUGAUAGGUUCAGGUUUGAACUUUGAAUUAGACACUUGGCUAACCUAUACAUAACGAGUUUUAACCGAGGUUUUAAGCAUUGGCUAGUUUAAGGGUUUACAGACUAUAUAAAUCGAAAACGAUCAAGCUUUAUUAAGGCACAUCCAACAAACUUGAUGGGACAAUCGAGGUGGAAAACUUAUUUCACUAUUGUAAGGCUUACCCUCAUCUUCAUUAUCUUUUGCUUCAUCAAUUUCUAUUGUUCGUGACUCAAGAAUGAGAACGCCCGACCAGAUUCAACGAAAAUUCGCGUAGCAUCGGCAACGUCGUGUUCCAUAUUUCGAUGGAUUUCCAGUGAGCCGAGGCGUGAGGGGAAAAUGAUUCCGGUGGUUCAGUAGUGCUGUGUGCAAAUUAUUGUGAACGAUUAAAAUAUAAUUAUUAAUUUUGUUACAGUCACCUUCUGCACCAGUGUGUGUAAAGGCAGACUCCAUUUUCGUAUGAGAUUCAAUUGAGCCAUAAUUGUCUCAAGUUAUUGAACAGUUUGUAUUCACAGAAAAUUCCAAAGAUGAAGUUUAUCUGCGUUGCCAUACUUUUCUUGUCUGCCGUUUGCCUGACAUCGGCGGAAUUACAAUGCUCCCAGAAAGAGCUGAAGAUCCCAAAAAACUGGAUUGACAUGGUGAACCCAUGUGUGGAGAGCAUGCGUAAUCAAAUUGAAGAAGAACUAAAGGCAUCUAUGCGCUAUAUGGCGAUGGGCGCGUACUUUUCGCAGGACACUGUCAACAGGCCUGGAUUUGCUGAUAUCUUCUUUAAAUCUGCUAGCGAAGAGCGAGAACACGCUAUCAAGCUCAUCCAUUAUUUGCUCAUGAGAGGAGAACUGACUCAUGAUGUCAGCAAGCUCAUCAAGAGAAACCUAACACCAGCAACAACAUCUUGGGCAAAUGGAGUAUCAGCUCUGAAGGAUGCUCUCGAACUAGAAGCUCAGGUAACUAAGAAAAUCAGAAAAGUUAUUCAGAAAUGUGAAGAUAAUGAGAAGUUCAAUGAUUACCAUCUUGUUGAUUAUCUGACUGGAGAAUUCUUGGAAGAGCAGUACAAGGGACAACGCGAAAUCGCUGGAAGGAUUUCGACUCUUGAGAAACUCAUGGAGAAACAUGGAGCUCUUGGAGAGUGGCUGUUCGACAAAAAAUUGCAAGCCGCUGAGUAACGUGUAUAUUUUUUAAAAGUAGAAAUAGGUCAUUCCCAACAAUCUUACAAGAAUGUGUGAUAUAUUUCCUAUUUCAUUUUAUAUUUUAUGUAGAUAUAUGUGUAAGACAUUUGUGUAAAUCAUUAUGUUUUUCUGUAUUCAAUAAUAAAGAUUGUUAGUAUGAA
This is a messenger RNA of Acanthoscelides obtectus, 1355 nucleotides long. NCBI's taxonomy places the organism in Eukaryota, Metazoa, Arthropoda, Insecta, Coleoptera, Chrysomelidae. The record is from the annotation of a GenBank genome assembly.